Biomphalaria glabrata is the source of this 2951-nucleotide messenger RNA. RefSeq lists its product as uncharacterized. Lineage: Eukaryota; Metazoa; Mollusca; Gastropoda; Planorbidae. The coding region runs from base 70 to 693 and encodes 207 amino acids. The transcript is spliced from 2 exons. The record is from RefSeq and is a predicted model, not a curated record.
UUUAUUUUACAGAUUGUGCGCAAUUCACUUUAAGCUAAAUAGUUUCACCUCUUCUUACUUUGUAAAUAUAUGUACAAUAACAUGCUGUUAAAUAUACAUCGUGUUGUGAACACACUCACCAAUGAAUUAUGUUUCAAAGACUUUUCACGAGAGGAUGGACAUGGAACCUUCUCUGUGCAGCUCCUUGACAGCGUUGAAGAUCUUGUGUUUAACAUCUCGACCAGAGGAAAAGAUGUAUUUGUUCAGAAAGCCAUUUUUGGAGCAAUCUAUUCUUUUAGGACUGUCUACAUAAGAGUAUUGAGUGGGACAUUGCAUCUUUGUGAAGUAGAAAUCUACGGAGAUUGCCAGAAGCCAUAUUACGGACCCACUUGUCAAGAUAUAUGCUACCUGUCAUGUCUAGAUCAGGUCUGUACUUAUGAAGGUGAAUGCUUCAGUUGUGUGCCUGGACACAGUGGUAUUUACUGCCAGGACCGUAAUGAUAGUGAUUAUGUAACUCUGGCAGCCAGAGCAACUGCUGAAGCCGAUGAUUCCAGCCAUACAGAAGACUAUUCUUUGAAAAAUAUUUAUAUUGCAAUGUUAAUACAAAUGGUUCUGUUAAUGUGCGUACUUUUUAUAGGGAAUAAAUAUUUUUCUGCUCAAUCUAAUCCACGAGCGGAUGCAGCCCUUUUGAGUCGGGGGCCCAGUAAACCCUAACCCUGAGUAUAAACGUACACACACACAGCAUGCAUAUACAUAUAUUCAAAAGAGAGACAAAACAGUGGUCUAUAUUACAAUAAUAGCAGCGUUGUUCAACUUUCGUCAGGAAAAAAAACAAAACUAAUAGAGUUGCGUUGGGUGGCUCUUCUUUUUAGGCAAAGAGCUUAGAGUUUGUUUUUUUUUUAAUUCUUACUCUCAGAAAUACAUUCUCCUGACAUCUAAAUCUCAUCAGUCCUAAAAAAGGCAAGUCAAAAUAAGUUUUAAAAAAAAAGUCACGUGGGGUCAAGGGCUGAUACUGAAGUAUGACUGACAAUCGAGGUAGAUGCAACGUAAUUAUUUCUUUAUGGUGCGGAUUUAUCGUAAUAUUAUCUCAUGUUAAGAUAGACCUCUUGUAGUCGGUCUGUUUUUUGGUAAGAAUCAGACGCCAACAAUUUUGACGCGCGCAGAAUGUCUAAAUUUUAAAUUAUGUUUUUACUUUUAAAAAAUCUAAUAUCUAUUCAUAGGCCACACCUUCAUGGAAAUACCAUCAAUUUGUUCCUUAAAAAGAAAAGAUAACUCACAGAUUUAGUAUGUCCAAUUAGAAGAGAAUAAAUUACCUAAAAAUAUUUGAAAAAGACGUUCAUUAAUAAAUAAUUAAUUGUGUUCAAUACAACUGAUUGUAACUUCGCUUUGCUACAGAACUAUAAUUUGAACAGAAAAAGUUAGUAAGAAGCACGAGACCUGACGUAGACCAAUUAGAUUGUACCAUAAAUGUGUAGAUUCUCAAAGUUAACAAUAGAAAAGAAGAAUUUUAGAUUGUGGGGAUGGAUAUUCCGGAGAAUAGAAAACAAAAUGGGUUCAGAACCUAUCUCAAAUGUUACUCAACUAUUUAAAAGUUUCUCGUGAAUUCUAAAUUUUCGAAAAUAAUGGCUUUGGUUAAAUAAUUUUGACUUUUUCACGCGCUAUUACCUAGUCUCUUUCGCCAUAUUUGACUAUUGUAUUUUAACGGUCAUCUUUUGAUCAGAAAAGGGGAGGGAACUCUAGAGUAAAAGCUAUUAAUCAUAUAAGAUUUAUCUCUCCAUUUUCUAAUUAUUGCUAAUAUAAAGAAAUGGGGUCGAGGCGAUUCAUAACUAAAUAUAUAGCAUAAAUAACUUAUAAUAAUGACACUUUUUAUAUACAAAAGAAAAAAGUAUUGGUCUGUCCUAUUAAAAAUAGGUUUAAAUAUCAAUGAGCAACUUAUAUAUAUUCAACUAAUUUUGUUCAUAAACUCUGAUUUCUGCAUAAAAAAUGGUCUGUACCCCACUCAAAGGGUUAGGGUGGGAGGGCAGUAGAUAUAAUCGCCAACCCCCCUCCGAAUCGGCCAACAUAAUAGCGUGGAACCUUACCGAAACUAAUUUGUCCCUAUAAAAAGUUUUAAAUAAUAAUAUUUGUUUUUAUUAUUUUAUUAGUGCCAACUUCAGGAGAAAAGUCGCUUACUUUUGUACAUUUUGUCUGUCGGUCUGUCUCUCCUUCCGUUUAAAUCACACACAAAAAAAAAUGAAUAAAAUAAAAGAAUAUAAAAAAUUCUGAUUUCACUUUGAUAUUUCCUUCCAAACCAUUGCACUAUUGUUACUAUCUAUAAUAGAUUGUUCCGUUGGUGUUUGUGAAGAGCUAAUUAAUACCAAAGAAUGUUUGGUCUUCUAACUUAUAUUUAAUUUAGUUUUCCUGGUUAAACGUCGAAGAAACUCAUGAUCAAGUUGUUCCAGAUUUUUUAAAUAAAAAAAACACGUAAACGCUAAAUGAACAUUUCUGUACUGUAUUCUGUAUUUCAUUACCUAAAAAGUUGUUUUGGGUAUUGUUUUAUAAGAAAAAAUACGUGUUAGGGUUGUUUGAAAUCGCACUUGUGACUUAAAUUACACCAAAUAUUCUUGGACAAUAUGUCACUUUAGUUUAAUUAUAAGUAUCAAAAUGUUUCGGAUUUUUUAUUUAUAACAAAUUUAUGUCAAAUAGGUUAUUUUACACAAAUGUCGACAAUAGGUUGUUGAGGAUUUAAAUAGGAGAAAGUCAUUUACUACAAACGGUUGUUAAAAAUCACUCUUUAGACUUAUUUUACUUAUUAUCAUUAUAUAUAUAUAUACAUUGCUGAAAAUUACAAAAGAAUUUUUAUAGUUAAAAGAAUGUUCCGGAUUUUGUUUUGAACAAAAAAUUGACCUAUAUUCAAUACCAUUCGUCGCUAAAAUUUAAUUAACAAAGAAAGAUUAUUCCAUUUUUUUAAAAAUGAAAUUUUUACUGACGCC